ACAAGCACACGAUAUACAAUGCAGGUUCUUGGAUCUCCUUCAAUUCAUUAAAUUGAGCAUCUAUCUGUUUUUUCCGCCGCCAUUCAUAUGAAUCGUGAAAACUGAAAAGGCAGAUCAAUCGCAAAUUUUCACACAAAAAUGGAAGACACAAAACGAGGAAAAGCAGAUGAAGAAGAAAACGCAGACAGAAUCAGCAAUCUACCGGACUUUGUACUGAGCCACAUCCUCUCAUUCCUCCCUAUCAAAACCGCCGUUUCCACAAGCCUUCUUUCUCCCAGAUGGCGCCACAUUUGGAAGAAACAUCUCUCAGUUCUCGACUUCUCUGACGACUUUUUCCAACCAAACGAUGACCGUUUAGAACUCUUCAAAACCUUAGCGGUUUUUGUAAACGGCGUCUUCACUCUCCGCAAACCUUGCGAAGUUCGUAAGAUGCGUCUCUCAUGUACCCAUUCUCUCGUCGACCACAAGGUUUGUACCUAUUCUGUCAAUACGUGGGUCCACUCCGUCAUUGGGCCCCACCUCAAGGAACUCGACCUCACUCUCUAUUCCAACGACGACGACGGAGGAUAUUGCUUCGAGCCUCCCAUCAGCCUCUCUGCUUGCAUUAAUAUAGUUUCCCUCAGUCUCAACGGUGCAGUAUAUUUUAACUUGAAACGAGCUAAGGCGAUUCGUUUACCAUCACUAAAGAAGCUACAACUUCACAUCGGUUAUGUGGAAGUGUCUCCCAUGAAUGCCCUCCUCUCUGGCUGUCCUAACCUAGAAACUCUCGAUCUUUGCUUUUAUGCUGAGGACAGCGGCGGUAUAAUUCGUGUGCCACCUUCAUUGAAGUGGUUGAAAAUCAUCAUUAACAAUUCAGACGCCGGGGCUUCCCUUGAAAUUGAUGUGCCUGUUCUUGAGUACCUCUGCAUUGCAAAUAUCACAAUCACUGAUGCCAACAAUUUGCAAAACGUGGUGGAAGCGUCUGUUGAUGUUUUUCCUUCCUCGGCUGCUUCUGCCUUCACUUUUCUCAAGCUCCUCAGCGCUCUCACUGGAAUAAAACAUCUAGUGUUGAGUCGUUCAACAACAAAGUGGCUACUGGGUGGCCCCACUGAUCUACACUUUCCAGAAUUUCGCCAUUUACUUCAUCUAGAGCUCAUUCUUCCAUGGUUCAACUCGUAUUCUCUGCUGAGCCUGCUUCAGACAUGCCAUCUGCUUCAAGUUCUCAUAAUUCAAAACGACAAGGAUCAGUCACCCUUACCAAUAUGUGCUACACAACCAAGUGUUCCUAGUUGUCUUGUAUCACACCUGGCCUCCAUUGAAUUAAAAGGAUAUCGAGGAUUUCCAGAUGAGUUGUUAUUUGCUGAAUAUGUUUUGCAAAAAGGGCUUGUUUUGAAAACAAUGAUUAUUGUUGAUAUAUCGGUGGACCCAAACAAAAAGUUCGACACUCUUAGAAGAUUAUCUAAUGUGCCAAGGGCCUCUGCAAAUUGCCAACUUACAUUUGACUAAGUUAUAUCUGCCUAAGUUUCUGAAUUUCUUUGAUCCAGCUAUUUUCCAAUAAGGUAUAAUAAUAUUAAUUAGGAUAUGCCCUCUCUACUAAAAGAAUUAUUCAAGUUUUGCCUCUGUAACCAUGUUUGUUUUAGAAUUUGAAGCUUAGCAAGAGAGGUUGAGAUUUGCUAGACUCAUAUUAUAACUAUAACAUUGAAAAAAAUGAUGAUAUUUACUUACCGGCUUUUUGAAAUUGAACGAAAAACUUUUGAAUUUCAUGCCACUUAGUAAAUCAAGUCAAUGAAUUUCCACUGUGUGAAUUUGUUAUUAUUGCAACUAAAUUUUUGUUUAUUUCGGGGUAUUAGUUAGUGUUAACUUUGAUGGAUUGGCAACAUCUUUGUUUAUCUAGGGGUAUUAGUUAGUGCUAAUUCCACAACCUUGUAUUCAUGGGUUUGAUUUUCUAGACAAUCUA
Molecule: messenger RNA, 1936 nt
Organism: Trifolium pratense (red clover)
Lineage: Eukaryota; Viridiplantae; Streptophyta; Magnoliopsida; Fabales; Fabaceae
Product: F-box/FBD/LRR-repeat protein At4g26340-like
Exons: 5
Coding region: 139-1485 (448 amino acids)
Molecular function (GO): protein binding
Source: RefSeq, a predicted model, not a curated record